UUCCAAACCGACCCAGAAUCUCAUCUUCUUCUUCCCCUUCCACGAUCAAUGUCACAAUCACAAAGACCAAAAAAAAAAGGUAAUCUUUUACAUUCCCGGUGAUCAUAGGGACUCCGGAUCUACUUUCUACUCGUACUAACUUUUUUCUACAGAACGGAAAUAAGAGCUCCCUGCAAAUCCUACCUGCCUUCUGAAUUUUCUCGUGAGUUCUUUCCUUCCGCGCUUUUAAAUUUCCCCUUCAUGUCUGAAAUGCAAUGAUUUAUUUGCCUUAAUUCUCAUCUGGGUAUGUUUUUUCAUUCACUUUUUGCUGUAAAGUUCGAACAUUGAUCCAACGAUAUUUUCUUAUACGAAGAUUGGUUGAAAACUGAUUCCUUCUUCUUCCCCUUCUUUUCCCAACUGGUUCAAAGCUCCAUGAUCUUGUUCCUUAGUGCCUCUAGAUCCCUCUCUGGUUUAUGUUUAAUUUGCCUACAGUCUUCAAAUCAGAAGCUGAAUUGAUGCUAUCAUGAACAAUUACCCAUAUGUGCCAAAUAGCCCCAAGUCUUUCAAUGCGUACCCAAGAGGUGAUUUCGACAUAGAAUCAGGAGUCACAAAAAAAUCCAGAAAGCCAAAGAACUCACUACACCCCAUCAGAAUGUUUAAAUCUUUCGGCAACCGACUUCGCUACUAUUACAAGUUGCACCCGGUUCUUGUUUUUAUCAUUUCAUUCUCACUUGGAGCUUCAAUUCUUAUAUUUCUGUCCGUCUACGAAAACCGUUAUCGUACAAUUAGUUAUAAUAGAAAGCUUGAUAUGUCUGUCGAUGACUACCCAUUUGCAAAUUUAAAGAACCUAGUAAUGGUGGCGGGCCAUUCCGUUUAUACUAGUAGUAAUUGUGGAAAAGCUGAUAAGGAGGAUUCUUGGUUCCUAGAAUCAUAUCAGAGGAAUCCUGGUCAAGCUUCUACUUUUGUUACUCAUAUAAAGGAAGGAGUUGAGAUUGCCGCCCAAGACGAAGAGGCUCUUCUCCUGUUUAGUGGUGGAGAGACCCGGAAAGAUGCUGGUCCUCGAAGUGAGGCACAGAGUUAUUGGGCGGUUUCUGAAUCCCAAGGAUGGUUUGGCAAGGAAAAAAGUGUAAGAGGGAGGGCAUUAACAGAAGAGCAUGCAAGAGACAGCUUUGAGAAUCUUCUUUUCAGUGUUUGCCGGUUCCGAGAACUUACGGGCAUAUAUCCUCAUAACAUAACUGUUGUAAGUUAUGACUUUAAGGAGGAGAGAUUUGCUCAUUUGCAUCGAUCUGCAAUUGGGUUUCCUGAGUCAAGGUUCUUCUACUCAGGCACACCAGCUUCAGCAACAUCUAAAGAAGCAGCUCUAAAAGGCGAAGCACUUGUGAGAGCUCAAUUUGAAGGAGAUCCAUAUGGAUGCAUGGGUUCUCUUUGGCAUAAAAAACUGAAGCGGGAUCCCUUUCAUCGGUCAAUACCUUAUCCCAAAGGGUGUCCUGAAAUUGAAGGGUUGUUUAGAUACUGUGGGUUGGCUCCUUAUCCAGGUGCCCUUCCAUGGGCUUCUUGAGAAAAGUGACUGUAGCAUUUUAGUUGAUAGUUGAUCGGAGAAAUCUCUGAGACCAUAUACAAAUUAACUGACCUAAUACAAUGGUUUUUGUUUUAAAUGUAACUAUCUUUUACUCGAGUAUACAGAAAGUUAAGAAGCUUAAAUUUUGCUUGGAGAAAAAUACAUGUAGCUCGAUAUCAGAUGUGGAGUCAUAAACAAGUAUUUUUAAUUGAAGCUGUUUUUUGCUUA
Messenger RNA from Carica papaya (papaya), 1765 nucleotides. RefSeq lists its product as uncharacterized. The record is from RefSeq and is a predicted model, not a curated record. Gene Ontology annotation, cellular component: cytoplasm. Lineage: Eukaryota; Viridiplantae; Streptophyta; Magnoliopsida; Brassicales; Caricaceae.